Molecule: messenger RNA, 3598 nt
Organism: Toxorhynchites rutilus septentrionalis
Lineage: Eukaryota; Metazoa; Arthropoda; Insecta; Diptera; Culicidae
Gene: Iswi
Product: chromatin-remodeling complex ATPase chain Iswi
Exons: 4
Coding region: 115-3183 (1022 amino acids)
Biological process (GO): regulation of transcription by RNA polymerase II; nucleosome organization
Cellular component (GO): nucleus; chromatin
Molecular function (GO): nucleosome binding; ATP binding; histone binding
Source: RefSeq, a predicted model, not a curated record
GCACAUACGGCAAUCGGCGCUCUUUUCCUGAGGCUGUACAGUGUUUGUUGAGAGAUUGAAACAGUUUUAUUUCGGUUUUUAAUACUUGUGUAGCGCUCAAAAUCAACCGAAACCAUGUCCAAAGAGGAGGAGAAUGUGGAGACCGGCGAUACGAAUGAAAAUUCGAACGAGUCCACUUCGGAUACUACUUCAUCCCACACGAAGGAACCUGACUACGAUGCAACGCUGGAAACAGACCGCAGCAAACGAUUUGAGUUUUUGCUUAAGCAGACGGAGAUUUUUGCUCACUUCAUGCAAGCAGCUCCGACGAAGAAUGCAAGCAGUCCCCCGGCAAAGCCCAAAGGAAAGCCGAAAAAGGCGGAGAAAGCACCAGCGGCAGUUGAUGAUCCUGGAGAUCACCGGCAUCGUAAGACCGAACAGGAAGAAGAUGAGGAAUUGUUGGCGGAAACCAACGUAAAAUCGAAAACUGUUUUUCGCUUCGAGUCGUCCCCACCGUACAUUCCGGCCAAAACCGGUGAGAUGCGUGACUAUCAGGUUCGUGGUCUCAACUGGAUGAUUUCGCUGUACGAGAACGGAAUCAACGGGAUACUGGCCGACGAAAUGGGUCUCGGUAAAACGCUGCAAACCAUUUCGCUGUUGGGUUAUUUGAAGAACUUUCGGAAUAAUCCGGGGCCACAUAUCGUUAUUGUGCCGAAGUCGACGCUGCAAAAUUGGGUGAAUGAAUUUGGCCGAUGGUGUCCAUCGUUGAGGGCCGUUUGUUUGAUUGGUGACCAGGAAACGAGAAAUGUUUUCAUUCGCGAUGUGCUUAUGCCUGGCGAGUGGGACGUUUGUAUCACUUCGUAUGAAAUGUGUAUCCGAGAGAAGGCGGUUUUUAAGAAAUUCAACUGGAGAUAUAUGGUCAUUGAUGAAGCGCAUCGUAUUAAGAACGAGAAGUCGAAACUGUCGGAAAUAUUGAGAGAGUUCAAAACGGCCAACCGUCUUCUGCUCACGGGAACACCGCUACAAAAUAAUUUACACGAACUGUGGGCUCUGUUGAACUUUUUGCUGCCGGAUAUAUUCAACAGUGCGGAUGAUUUCGACUCGUGGUUCGAUGCAAACGAAUGCAUUGGCGAUAAUAAGCUGAUUGAGCGUUUGCAUGCGGUGUUGAAACCUUUUCUGCUGCGUAGAUUGAAGUCGGAAGUCGAGAAACGUCUUCUUCCCAAGAAGGAAGUGAAAAUCUUUGUGGGCUUGUCGAAAAUGCAACGCGAGUGGUAUACCAAGAUUCUCAUGAAGGAUAUCGACAUUGUGAAUGGAGCGGGUAAAAUGGAGAAGAUGCGUCUGCAAAAUAUCCUGAUGCAGCUGCGAAAAUGUACCAACCAUCCGUAUCUGUUCGAUGGAGCCGAACCUGGACCUCCCUAUACAACCGAUUAUCAUCUUCUGGAAAACAGCGGAAAGAUGAUCGUUUUGGAUAAGCUCCUCCUGAAGCUCCAAGAACAAGGUUCUCGAGUGCUCAUUUUCAGUCAAAUGACGCGCAUGCUGGAUAUUCUGGAGGAUUAUUGCCACUGGAGAGGAUACCACUAUUGUCGUUUGGAUGGUCAAACUCCACAUGAAGAUCGUACCAAAAUGAUUGACGAAUACAAUGCGGAGAACAGUUUGAAGUUCAUCUUUAUGUUGUCCACCCGUGCUGGUGGAUUGGGCAUCAAUUUAGCAACUGCUGACGUUGUUAUCAUAUACGAUUCUGACUGGAAUCCCCAGAUGGAUUUACAGGCCAUGGACCGUGCCCAUCGAAUUGGCCAAAAAAAGCAAGUUCGCGUUUUCCGUUUGAUCACUGAGAAUACGGUUGAGGAGAAGAUUGUGGAGCGUGCUGAAAUCAAGUUGAAAUUGGAUAAGCUUGUCAUUCAGCAAGGCCGUCUCGUGGACAAUAAAACCACCCAACUCAAUAAGGACGAAAUGUUGAACAUUAUUCGCUUCGGUGCAAAUCAUGUUUUCCAGUCGAAGGAUUCCGAAAUCACCGACGAAGACAUCGAUAACAUUCUGCAGAAGGGCGAAGAAAAAACUCAGGAACAAAAUGCUAAGCUGGAAAAACUGGGUGAAUCAUCGCUUCGUAGUUUCACUUUGGAUACUGAGAAUUUGGAAAAUCGUUCCGUCUAUCAGUUCGAAGGUGAAGACUAUCGUGAGAAGCAGAAGCUUCACGCUCUGGGCUCCUGGAUUGAGCCUCCAAAGCGUGAGCGCAAGGCAAACUAUGCGGUGGAUGCGUACUUCAAAGAAGCACUUCGAGUGGCCGAACCGAAGGCUCCGAAAGCGCCUCGCCCUCCAAAGCAACCCAUCGUGCAGGACUUUCAGUUCUUCCCGCCGAGGCUGUUCGAGCUGCUCGAUCAGGAAAUCUACCACUAUCGGAAAACGGUCAACUAUAAGGUACCGAAAAAUCCCGACCUCGGCCCGGAGGCGAACAAAGUUCAGCGCGAAGAGCAGCGCAAGAUCGAUGAGGCUGAACCGCUGACCGAGGAAGAGAUGGCUGAAAAAGAUUCCCUACUGACGCAGGGUUUUACCAAUUGGAACAAACGAGAUUUCAAUCAGUUUAUCAAGGCGAAUGAGAAGUACGGUCGAGAUGAUAUCGAGAAUAUUGCUAAGGAGGUCGAAGGGAAAUCAUCGGAAGAGGUCAUGGAAUAUAGUGCAGUGUUUUGGGAACGUUGUCACGAGUUACAGGACAUUGAACGAUUGAUGGGUCAAAUUGAGCGAGGCGAGGCGAAGAUUCAGCGAAGAGUUUCGAUUAAAAAGGCACUCGAUGGAAAGAUGGCUCGUUAUCGGGCCCCGUUCCAUCAGCUGCGCAUUUCCUACGGUAACAACAAAGGCAAAAACUACACUGAAGAGGAGGACCGUUUUCUGGUGUGUAUGUUACACAAGCUGGGCUUCGACAAGGAGAAUGUGUACGAAGAGCUUCGUGCGGCGGUACGUUCGGAUCCGCAUUUUCGCUUCGAUUGGUUCCUCAAGUCUCGGACGGCUCUCGAGUUGCAACGCCGUUGCAACACCCUGAUUACGCUUAUUGAGCGUGAGAAUCAGGAAUUGGAGGAAAAAGAACGACUGGAGAAGAAGAAAAAGACCGGCGCAUCUGGAGGAACACAGAAAGCCGCCACCGGUAAACGAAAGGCAGAGACGGCAACGACGCCUAGUGAUAAGAAUACGAAGAAGAAAAAGAAAACAUAGGCGUCAUAAGUUAUCUUUUCUUUUCACGACUGGACUAUAAAGUCAAGAAAUCAUCCAUAGUUUUUAGGGAUAAUAGCUCGGAUAGUGUUUUUAACAUUCAGUUAUGCUAAGAACUCUUUUAUAACUCAAACAAUGGUUCUCAUACGGAAGAAAUAUUUGCACAGAAAUUAGUUUGUGGCUUACAAUAGCGAUUAAUUUAUUUCGAGUAUUAUUGUGUACGCUAGUUUAGCAAGUUGACACUGGUGAAGUAUAUGUACAAUUAACAACAUGUGUAUUGAUAUUGACAUACAUGACUAUAAUACUGCAUAUUCUAUGAUAUAAUUGAGGCAGAUUUGUGUCUAGUUAACCAUAAACUUGAGAGUGUAAUCAAUGAGCAUCAUGAAACAGGAGCUGACAUGCAAUGAUAUAAAUGCGA